AGUGAAGUGUUUUUCUAGAACGUUUUGAACCGUUGAUCAAGGUGAACGAUAUGAUUUAGGUAUGGUUGCACUCUAGCACUUACUUCUGUAGAACUCAGCGUGAAGGUCGCUGAACCUGAUCGGUAAAAUUUAUCACAAAAGAUUAAAGCCUUUUUGAUAAAAUGUUUGCCACGUUCCAACGUAUGUGCGGAAAUGCGAGCACCACUUAAUCCGUCGAGUAAUCCGUGCUAAGCCACUUCGGAUCGUGGCUGUAGCUAAUUUGAUUUUCCAACCAUUUCGAUCGAUAAGCCACAACCAACCCCGGUGGGAAUUGAAAUUCAACCACCACCCUUCGAUGAACACGGCGAGCACUUAUUUAGCAAAGCGAGGUGCUAAUAAGGGCUUACGACUUACAAAUCAGAUUGGUGCUCACUCACUAGAGACUGCAGCUGUUGUGCUGUGUUAGGGCGCGUAUGUUUGCUUGCAGGGAAAUACACGUGGACGGGGACAUUCCAUGCACAACAAAGUGAACAAUGAUGGGCUACUCAAGCCAGAAUCGGUAUGAUUAAUUGCGGUGAAAGAAAAUUUGAUGUGGUGUUGAUCUGUAUAUGUGUAAUGCACGUCAUGCUAAUAUACAGAUUGAAGCAGUAAAAUCAGAUUAUUGUCCAGGAAAACGCGAUCAUCUAUCAAACACGCAAUGAUUCUGAACAAAAUGUUUGCAUCCAGGUUAUUCUUCCUCAAACAGUAUACGGGCAGUACGCAACAGAACUUUUCCGGGAGAGUAUCGAAACAACCUAUUCAUCGCUUAGCAAAAUGUUGCUGAUCGCUAUUUUUAUCACAUUGUUGAUAGUUCUACUGUUCAUAAAAUUCAUAGAGCCCUUGAUACAGUUACGCAACGUACCAUCUGUACGACCGUGGUAUCCUCUUGUAGGAAAUGUGUUUCUUUUUCUCGGGAAAACCGGUGAACAGUUGUUCGUUAUGAUGAAUUCGGUCUUUGCGCGACAUGAUCGGCUGUUUUUGCUGUGGUUCGGAAUACGUCCAGUCGUUGGAGUUUGCCACCCGGAUUUGAUCCGUAAAGUGUUGACCAGUGGAACGUGCUUGGAAAAGCCGUUCUUCUAUCGGUUCUCUCGCACCGAUCAAGGAUUGUGGGCUGCCAAAACAUCACUUUGGCGCCAUCAACGGAAAGCUUUGAAUGCAACGUUUUCACCAGCGGUGUUGAAAAACUUCGUUCCAAUAUUUGAAGCCUUUUCGAAACAGCUAGUCCAAGAUCUAUCGCAACAUGAUGGCCGGCCAAUCGAUUUACUUCCAAUAACAUUGGCCUGUACACUGAGGAUGAUCGGCAACACCACAAUGGGCGUUGAUGCAAGCGAUGAAUCGGAUAUCGUUAAGUUCGUUUCCAACAUGGAUAAGAUUACAGAAAUAGUCUCGAAGCGAUUCCUUUCGGUUCGUCUGCAUUCGGAACAAAUAUAUCGGAUGACGCCAUCGUACAAAAGGGAAAUUGAAAUGCGACAGGAGUGCAGUGAUUAUACGAUGAAGAUUUUAGAUAAGAGGAAACAGAAGACCAACUCGGAGCAACCUGCACUGCACAAGGUGUUCAUUGAUCAGCUUCUGGAGGAAAGCGAAACUGGGCGACCCUUCUCGGAUACUGAAAUUGUCCAGAAUGUGUACACUAUGUUGACUGCAGGAAGUGAAACAACUGGACGAUCUGUUGCCUACGCUUGUCUCAUCCUGGCCGUAUUCCCGGACAUCCAGAAAAAGGUCUACACUGAAAUCAUUGGAAAGUGUUCGGAUUGCACUCAACCCCUUACAAUAGAUACAUUGGCCGAACUCACAUACUUGGACGCAUUCCUGAAAGAAUGUCAUCGACUGUACCCGGUGGCACCCUACAUUGCACGGGAAUCCACAGAUUCCCUGGAACUCGACGGCGUAACCUUUCCAAAAGGAUCGGUUUUCGUAUUCAACUUCUUUGUUCUUCAUCGAAACGAUGCCAUUUGGGGUCCUGAAAGCGAUCGCUUCCAUCCAGAACGGUUUCUGGAUGAACGAUACCCGGAGCGGAGCACGUUCGGAUAUCUGCCGUUCAGUGCUGGCCAGCGAAAUUGUAUCGGUCAACGGUACGCUACGAUAAGCCUCAAAGUGAUGCUUGUACAUUUGGUGAGAAGUUACAAAAUUGAAACGCCGCUGCGCUACGAGGAUCUACGAUUCAAGUUCGGGAUGAUGUUGGAACUUUCGAGCGAGUGUUUGGUUCUAUUCAAAAAACGAGAACCAUUGUGAUAGAAAUUGA
Aedes albopictus (Asian tiger mosquito) is the source of this 2260-nucleotide messenger RNA. Its product is annotated as cytochrome P450 4c21-like. The coding region runs from base 793 to 2250 and encodes 485 amino acids. The transcript has 6 exons. The record is from RefSeq and is a predicted model, not a curated record. Lineage: Eukaryota; Metazoa; Arthropoda; Insecta; Diptera; Culicidae. Gene Ontology annotation, molecular function: heme binding; iron ion binding; oxidoreductase activity, acting on paired donors, with incorporation or reduction of molecular oxygen.